Messenger RNA from Phytophthora sojae, 1588 nucleotides. RefSeq lists its product as hypothetical. NCBI's taxonomy places the organism in Eukaryota, Oomycota, Peronosporomycetes, Peronosporales, Peronosporaceae. The transcript has a single exon. The record is from RefSeq and is a predicted model, not a curated record. Gene Ontology annotation, molecular function: calcium ion binding. Bases 86 to 1588 code for a protein of 500 amino acids. Gene Ontology annotation, biological process: fumarate transport; succinate transport.
CGAUCUGUUCCUCACUUCCAUUCUCCCUCCCGCGAGCCGAAGCCUCCUCCUUCUCCGUCCCACCACCUUCAGUUUAUAGCCCACGAUGGCCAGCAAGGAGCAGCAGCAGCCCAGCGCCAAGGCCGAGCAGCGCGCCAAGCUCGUGCGCCGCAACUCGCGCGUGACGGUGGACCAGCUCCUGCGCGAGGCCUUCGCCCGCGUGGACGUCGACAUGGACGGCAAGGUGGACGCGCUGGACAUCCAGCGCGGCCUGCGCGUGGCCGGCGUCAAGCUGUCGGCGGACGACGUGGGCGAGCUCAUGAAGCGCCUGGACCCCAAGAACCAGGGCCAGCUCACGUACGAGGACUUCCACGCCGUGCACGAGGAGCUCAUCCUGCAGACCUUCCGCUCGUUCGACAAGGAGAACAAGGGCUACCUCGUGGACGAGGACCUGCAGAACGGCCUGCAGGCGCUGGGCGUGACCGUCACGCUGCAGGAGGCCACCCACAUGAUCAAGCAGCUGCACCCGCGCGACGCCCACUGCGUGCACGAGGCCGACUUCAAGCACCUGUACCUGCUGCUGCGCUCCAAGAUGGCGUCCCCCACGGCGCUCGAGAGGUUCCUGUGGGACCCGGAUGUCCGCCAGCUCUCCAAGAACUGGUGGAAGGCCAGCGUCGAGGUGGGCGAGGGCGGUCUGCGCGCCCCGUUGCCGGCCGACAAGGACGGCCAGGUCAAGAAGGUGUCGCCCAGCGUCAAGUUCUUCGGCGGAGCGCUUUCCGGCGUCAUUGAGGCGCUGAUCCUCACGCCGCUGGACGUGACCAAGACCCGCAUGCAGCUGGACAAGACCGGCCAGUACCGCGGCAUGAUCGACUGCGGCAAGAAGCUGGUCGCGGCCGAGGGCCCCAAGGGCCUGUUCAAGGGCUUCACGCCCUGGACCGUGCACGUCGUGCUCAAGAACGGCACGCGCUUCUACUUCAACGCCAUCUUCCGCCGCAUGCUGUCGGACAAGAACGGCCAGGUGAGCGGCGCCAACGAGUUCGUCGCUGGCGCGCUUGCUGGCGCCACCGAGGCCGUGCUGAUCGUGACGCCGUUCGAGGUAAUCAAGACGCGUCUGCAGGGCCAGAACAUCAUCAAGGGCGAGAUCCCCAAGUACCGCGGCCCCGUGCACACCGCCGUCACUGUGGUCAAGCACGAGGGCCCGCUUGCGCUGUGGAAGGGUCUGGCCCCGACGAUCGGCCGCCAGGGUCUGAACCAGGCCUGCAGCUUCUGGUCCAACAACUUUAUCAAGAAGCACGUGUGGAAGCUCCAGGACGGCGACUCGCUGCCGGCGUGGAAGAGCGGUCUCACGGGUAUGAUCGGCGCCAUCCCCGGCCCGUGCAUCAACUGCCCCAUGGACGUGGUCAAGACGCGUCUCAUGGCGCAGGAGGCCGCGGCGGGCGCGGGCGGCAAGUACAAGGGAAUGGUGGACGCCAUGGUCGUGAUCGCCAAGGAGGAGGGCGUCAGCGCGCUGUACAAGGGCCUCGUGCCGCGUCUCGCGCGUCUGUGCCCGUCCUACGGUAUCCAGUGGCUCGUCAUGGACCAGGUCACCGAGUACUUCUCCAAAAACUAA